AGCGGAAAGAUUCAUUCGACGAAGAAGAAGACGUUGCGUUCUGCACUCUGCUGCCUAGCAACAACAAUUGGCGAUCCAGCCAGUUUCUCCUUCUGUGCGACGUAGUUAGCUGGUAACAGAUAGCGAAGCCUCUUCAUCCCGUUAAUGUCUUAAUGUCGUUCCUUUAUCAACGUUAACUGAACUUUAUCCUCCCUUUUAAAGAGGGGAACAUUCAGGUCGGGUCUUCAUUAAGUGAAUAUCAUCAACGGGAGGAGCAGGAGGGGAUUUGAAUGAUUUUCUGUGGGUAGCCUCGGCUAAGGAACCUUAGCACUAAAGCGUUUCAACAGAGAGAGCCAAGGGGAGCUGCAGACACCGGGAUGAGACUGUCGGUUAGCUGGCUGCUUAGCUUAUCUAAUGUUGGCGGACACUGGAUGAGCUGAAACGUGAUCAAACAGUCAGUAUUUCGGGCUCCAGCAGCUGCUUCCUGAAGUCUCUGCUUCCAGCUGUUCAACAGGGCCACCGUAUAAGUCAGACUGAGGCGGUUGCACACAUGUGCACUAAGUGAUUGGGGAGUUCUGUGCCUUGCUCAGGGGCCUACUGGCAGUGCCCGGGGAGGGAACUGGCAGCUCUCCAACUACCAGACAGCUCUAGAGACUCGGUCUGUAGUGACUCCCGGUUAUUCAGGCAGUGUAUGUGUUCCUGUCACAUCGUUAAAAUAACCCAGGCAGACUGAGGACACCAACCGGACGUUGCCGCCAUGUUGGAGGAAGACAUGGAAGUGGCCAUCAAGGUGGUCGUGGUCGGCAAUGGAGCCGUCGGCAAGUCCAGCAUGAUCCAGCGCUACUGCAAGGGAAUCUUCACUAAGGACUACAAGAAGACCAUCGGGGUGGAUUUUCUGGAAAGGCAGAUAUUAGUGAAUGAUGAAGAGGUUCGACUAAUGCUGUGGGACACCGCUGGGCAGGAGGAAUUUGACGCUAUCACCAAGGCCUACUAUCGUGGUGCUCAGGCAUGUGUUCUAGUCUUCUCCACCACAGACAGGGAUUCAUAUCAGGCUAUUGACAGCUGGAGGGAGAAGGUGGAGGCAGAGGUUGGAGAUAUUCCUACAGUUCUAGUGCAGAACAAAAUUGACCUCCUCGAGGAAACGGUCAUAAAAAACGAGGAGGCAGAAGGUUUGGCAAAAAGGCUGAAGUUGAGAUUUUAUCGAGCGUCAGUGAAAGAGGACCUCAACGUCAAUGAAGUGUUUAAGUACUUAGCUGAGAAGUACUUACAGCGGCUCAAACAGCAAACAGCAGAGGAGACAGAGGUGGUCCAUUCAACAAGCAAUAAAAUAGGUGUUUUUAAUACAACGAGUGGUAACGUCUGUAGCCAGAACUCCAGCAACGGCAGAGAAAUCAUCACCCUGCGCCCGAACAAGCAGCGGACCAAGAAGAGUAAAAAUCCCUUUGGAAGCUGCAGCCUCCUCUAGAUAAGACUGGGCUCAUUUUCAGUGACUGAAUGUUGUCUCUGAGAUUGGACUGGUCUUUGUUAUACUGGCCACAUUGAGAGACCAAAGCCCACACAGACUGGGAAACACUAAUUGCUACCUAAACUAGAGCUUAAUCUGAAACCAUUUCCCACUAUUGAUGGUUGAUCAUUCAGCGCACACAAAAAGCACGUUUGUUCACUCUUUGGUCCUCCUUGUGGUUGUUCAAGGUAACAGCAACAGCUGCUGAUAAAAUACAUUUCAGUCAUGCAAUAUGUUUGCAUGCUGAAGACACACAGAUCAUUUUGUACCAUAUUUGUCAAGCUGUCAUGAGAAUAUGGUUCAAAGUCUACCGUGUCCUGUUGGCAAAUCAAACCCUCUCGAAUUCAGAGUCUACUCUGUGCAAAAGUAUUUUUGUACGAAUCCCAGCAGUGUUGAGUGAUUAUUUUCUCUGAGGUGUUGACAUAGUGCCAAAUCUGCUCUUCCUGAGCUGUAAUUGAAUAUUAAUACUGCAGUGAUAUGGAUGUAACAUGAAAUGAAUAGAAUGUGUUCCUUAUGUAUAACCAAAUAUCAAUAACUAUCAACACUUAAUAGUCUUCUAUAUGUCUGCUUGCAGUCCACUCAUUAACACAUUUGUUAACCAACUCAAAGAUUUUGCAAGGUUUUGGACUUUUUUGAUGCAAACAUGGUUUGAAUUUCACAUAACUCUUUCAGUCAUAGCAUCUCAAGUCACAAUCAGUUAAAGCACUAUGUUUUUGAUUGUUUACAUUUGACAUUUCACUGUGCUCGUCUUUUUAACUUUAGUUCAGCUCCCAGUGACAUCAGUUAGCCUCUAGAGUUUCAGUACACAAUCAUUCGUAUUGCAUUGUAUUUCUAAUAUUUCAACACUAAACUUUUAUUUGGUGCGUCUUCUAUAGUAUCUAAUCCAUCUAUUCAAAGUGAAAGUAUGACAAUUUAUAAACCACAGUCUUUUUGUUUUUGAUGGAGAAAAGAAGAAAUGGUACAGACAGUGAAAUGACUGAUGCAUUGCUUGUCAGUGUCUCUCUCUGUGGUUCUGACUCCUGAGCACAAAGUAAACGACCAGACUUGAUAUUUCACUGGUGUGAGCCUGAAUAUGCAAGAAAACUAAGGUUCUUCUCACUACUCAAGGAUACUCAUGUCACUAAUGCUCAGUCCUCAAAGCAGCUAGCUGUGAACUGUAUGUUACUGCCUGAUCAUCAAACUGCAUCAAACCUUUUUCUUUGUUUUGAAACUUAUCUGAAAGACAACUCUUCACCAAGCACAAAGAGACAUGUAGUGACGUGAAAGUCUCACAUUAGAUCUGACAUUCUUAACAUUUUCUUACGAAUCAAAGUAUUUUACUUGGAAUAAGAGUACUUAAAUCAUCAUGGAGAAAUGUGCAUGAGUUUUGUAACCAGCUCAGAUUUCUUUUUAAAGCUUUAAAUGAUCUUUGUUCAAGAAGUCGACUUGACUGGAAUGAAAAUCUGCAGAUGUUUUGAAAUUGUGUUCCAGUUGAACUAUUGGUACUAAGAUUGUGUCACAUUUCAAGCUUUGUCAUUUGGCUCUAUGUAACAGUGCUGUUUUAAAAAAAAAAAAGAUAAAAAAUAAUGUCACAUAACUGUAAUGCAUGCAAGCCUUCUUACACUUCAGUGAAUGUCAUACAACGGUUACAAUGCCACAAUGCCUUGUCCAUGUUUACACCCCUGAUCUCCAUUAAGCAUUUAAUGCCUUCUAUUGUUUUGUUUUUUUUAAUUACUUGCACAUUAAAUAUGUAAAUAGUAACUCCUCAAUCUUUCUUUGAUGCUUACUUUUAUUUUACUUUGCCUUUUUGCUUUUUGACUGAAUCCAUUUAAGCGCACUUUAUCAUCACAAUGGUAUAUAGUCUUAAAGAACCAGAAGUCCACACUCACCAUAACUCAUGUGCUCUCACUCAGGUGUUGUAAUAAUCUGUCUUGAUGUCUAACUGAUUUCAUAAACCAAUAUCAAACAUUUUAAUAGAAAUAAUCAACAUGUGAAUGCUUUCAGUGUGACAAAAACAACAAUCAUUGUUGGAUUUUUUUUUCUAACAGUUCAAAAUGUGUAACAAUUUGAGGUGUGCCACACAGUCGUACAUCUUAUGUUAUGUUUUGGGGAAACUGAUGGGACUAUUACAGAAAUAAAACUUCAUUUUUCUUGUG
Messenger RNA from Notolabrus celidotus (New Zealand spotty), 3618 nucleotides. RefSeq names its product RAB23, member RAS oncogene family (gene rab23). NCBI's taxonomy places the organism in Eukaryota, Metazoa, Chordata, Actinopteri, Labriformes, Labridae. The record is from RefSeq and is a predicted model, not a curated record. Gene Ontology annotation, molecular function: GTP binding; GTPase activity. The transcript is spliced from 9 exons. The coding region runs from base 737 to 1444 and encodes 235 amino acids.